Phytophthora megakarya is the source of this 561-nucleotide messenger RNA. NCBI's taxonomy places the organism in Eukaryota, Oomycota, Peronosporomycetes, Peronosporales, Peronosporaceae. The record is from the annotation of a GenBank genome assembly.
AUGAAUAGAAACGAUAGGGGCUCGCAUUGGUUGCAGUUACGUAAAACGGUGACUACGACUCACAAAUGGAUCACUCGUGUUUCACCUUUGUGGGCCGGGAAACGGCGCUGGACUCGGUCUUUUGGUCAAUACCGACGUGUCAUAGGAUGUAAGCGACGAGAACAAGCUAUAGCGGCUGUCAAGGAGGCCACCAACGCCUGGAUGAUGAAGAAUUCGGUCAUUGGAGAUGCUAUGGUCACGGUCUCCUGGGAGACAGUUAACCGAAUAGUAGGGAUUUCGACUUACGAACACCAACACUACUACAGGUUAAAACUUCGCAGGUUGACCAGGUGGAAUCAACAGUCACCGUCCCUGGACUGUCUUCAUAUUGGAUGUCAUGACACCUCAUCUUCGCUAUCGCACAUCUUCUGGGUCUGUCAAUCUGCACAGCAAAUGUGGAGUUCUUUCCUAGUUCGUUGGAGGCGUGUUGACGGUGGCGUAGAAAUUGGGACACAAGCGGAAAUAUUCUCGCUGCGACUUGACCUCCCUCCCGAAAAUCUUCUCCUGAGAGUGAAGCGAUAA